Humulus lupulus (European hop) is the source of this 730-nucleotide messenger RNA. RefSeq lists its product as uncharacterized. The transcript is spliced from 3 exons. Lineage: Eukaryota; Viridiplantae; Streptophyta; Magnoliopsida; Rosales; Cannabaceae. The record is from RefSeq and is a predicted model, not a curated record. The coding region runs from base 1 to 540 and encodes 179 amino acids. Gene Ontology annotation, cellular component: nuclear envelope; cytosol. Gene Ontology annotation, biological process: protein import into nucleus.
AUGAUUCAGUGGACGGAAAAAUUGAGGCCUUGUGCUGAGGCUUUGUACAUUGUUUUGUUUCAUAACCAUAGCGAGCUUUUAGGUCCUCUUGUGGUUUCUAUCCUUCAAGAAGCAAUCACUCCAGGGCUGCUUCUGAAAGAUGCUGCUUAUGCUGCUGCUGCAUAUGUUUAUUAUGAGCUUUCAAAUUACAUGACCUUUAAAGAUUGGUUUAAUGGUGCAUUAUCACUUGAUCUCUCAAAUGAUCAUCCAAAUAUGCGUAUCAUCCAUCGGAAAGUCGCAAUUAUAUUGGGACAAUGGGUUUCUGAGGUGAUAUAUUUAUUUGAUUUUUCUUAUUUUAAAAAUAUUAUGGAUUCAAAGGAGCUGUACAAGCAUAUAGAAGUUUCUUCUCAAUAUAUGUCAAGUGGUGGCAGAUGCAAAGAAUUUUUUUCAGUUGCAAUGUUUCUUGCUUCAUUGCUUCUAAUUUCAUACUCACAUUUAAGAUAUUUAACUGUGUUUCUGGUCAGUAAACUAGGAGAAAUUAAUUUUUUUGUUUUUGUAUAAUUGUGCUACUGCACUCUAUUUGUAGAAGUUGUGGAAUGGAUAACUAUUUAUGUGUGUGUAUGUAUAUAUAUUAGUGGAUUUUUUUCAUUUACUCCAGAUAAAAAGAUGCAUGUUAAGAUGAAUUUUCUACUUUGUUUGGUGAGUUGUAUCUCUGUUUGUAUUCAUUAUUCUAGUGACAAACCUCACUGAG